This is a messenger RNA of Bombina bombina (fire-bellied toad), 1914 nucleotides long. Its product is annotated as rac GTPase-activating protein 1-like. The transcript has 17 exons. The record is from RefSeq and is a predicted model, not a curated record. NCBI's taxonomy places the organism in Eukaryota, Metazoa, Chordata, Amphibia, Anura, Bombinatoridae. Gene Ontology annotation, biological process: signal transduction. Bases 1 to 1914 code for a protein of 637 amino acids.
AUGGACCAUUUUACCGUCAUAACCCCUCCUUAUCAACUUCAUUUCCAUCUCAUCGAGUUGUCUCAGCAUAGUGGGAUAGGGGAUGCACGGAAGCGAGCUCUGCAGUCCUACCUGGAUAGACUGCUUAAGGUCGUCGAGUUCAAUGCUAAAGCUGAGGAAGAAUUUAUUCAAGUGGCCCAGAGUUUUGAUGUAUCAAGAAGAAAAUGGCAACAAUCGGAGGUGGAACUUAGAGAGAAGCGUGAGGUCUUUGUAAAAUGUGAGAUUGAACGAUCUGCUCUCCAAGUAAAACUCAAGCAUGCUCGAAAUCAGGUGGAUGUAGAGAUGAAAAAACGUCACCGUGCUGAGGCAGAACUAGAGAAAGUGGAACGGCAAAUGCAUUUAAUUGGUGAUAUUUUAAUGAGUGAUGGUCACAGUGCUGUUCCUUUCAGUGAAUCAAUGUUGGCUUUUUUUGGUGGUGGCCGAAGUAACAAUGCUGCCAAUGGAGCUGGAAACAGGAUGUCCAUGGUAGAGGAGUCGUGUACCUCCUUCCUGUCUCACUCGGACAUCAGCUAUGACCAGACAGAAGAUGACAUGUAUCUGGACGAGUUUGUUGGGAGACCGACAAAACUAAAGGGCAGAGAAAAAAGACGUUCAUCUCUGUCUCCAUUGAUAGCUCCACUCUUAGCCGUGAAAAGGUCCCGUCCAAGUGAGGCUGCAGCUGUUGUAUCAGAGAAUGUCAAAGAUACAGUUAUGGCAAGAACUUCCAUGAUAAUCACAGAAGGAGGUCCCAUCCAUGCUGUGUCCACCAUAGAGGCCAAACAACGCCGAAGAUCACGCAAGAGUCGCACAUUCUCUCCUCUGUCUGAACAGACCUCUGUUUUACCUCAGAUAAAUGAGGCAGAGCAAGAACUGGAACCAGAGACUGUUCCUUCCCCACCUUCCAACAGCCCUGCAAAGCCACAUACAUUCAUUUCCAAAACUGUAAUUCGAUCAGAGCUCUGCACGGUAUGUGGCAAGAAGACUCGUUUUGGAAAAAUGUAUUUAAAGUGCAGGGACUGCCGAAUUCUACUACACCCAGAAUGCAGGGAUUACUGUUCAAAUGUGUGCUCCUCUAAACUCAUUCAGAACAUACGUCCCAAAAACGGGCAGGGAGUACUAGCUGACUUUGCUCCAACUACAUCUCCCAGGAUACCAAGCCUAGUGAUCCAGUGUGUUCAUGAAAUCGAGAAACGUGGGUUAAGUGAGAGAGGUAUCUACAGAGUUCCUGGUUGUGACCGUAUAGUGAAAGAUCUAAAGCAGAAGAUACUGCAGGGGAAAGCCACUGCACAACAGCUGGGAAGGGAAGAUGUCCACGCUGUAUGUGGGGUCCUAAAAGACUUCCUGCGAAACCUAAAGGAGCCCUUACUGACCUUUACUUUGCACUCACAGUUCCUUGAGGCUGCAGAUAUUAUCAAAGAAAGUGACAGUAAAGCCGAAAUUUGCCAAGCGGUACACGAGCUUCCUGCUGCGAACAGAGAAACCCUAGCUUUUCUCAUCUUGCACUUGCAUAGGGUAAUGCAGAGCACGGAAUGUAAAAUGGAUAAGAUGAGUUUGUCUCGUGUGUUUGGUCCCACAGUUGUUGGACAUUCUGUACCUGAACCUAACCCUUUGAUGAUCAUGCAAGACACACCCCGACAAGCAAAGGUGAUGUCCUUGUUCCUCUCUCUUUCCUGUGGAUUCUGGAGCCAGUUUCUAACUAAUGAUGAAAAUAAGAAUUGUAGUUCUGUAAACUUGGCCCAGGAACGUUUGUUCCGCCCACUAACCUCUCCAGAAAUAAACUCUUUUCUCUCGGUUCCCUUGAAUACGAAAGGCCCUUCACCUUAUUUGACUCAAUCUAACAGCAAGAGUGAGCUGCCUAGAAAAGCUGGAAGAUUUUUUACAUCUCCAAACUCAUGA